Molecule: messenger RNA, 1311 nt
Organism: Punica granatum (pomegranate)
Lineage: Eukaryota; Viridiplantae; Streptophyta; Magnoliopsida; Myrtales; Lythraceae
Source: RefSeq, a predicted model, not a curated record
CUUCCGACUCCAAAGCACAAAGGUUCUCGUAGGUAGGUAGGCCUACACUGGGUUCUUGCAGGUGGGUCCCCUCUGGGUCACUGCUCAGCCUCUUUCAAAUCAAAGUCAAGCUCGUCUUUGGACUGCAUAGACCGUCUCAAUCGACAGCCCCGGAAAGGCUAGAAAUUUCCAAAAAGAAAAACAUUGUCUUUCGUCGUCUUCUUGUGCUUGUGCUGGCUUCUCUUCUCUGCAAGUGAGCGGCACACUAUGGGAAGAAAACCCCUUGCCUCUAAGGCCGAAGAGAGGGCUCCUCCGACUGAUGGAGGCAACUUGCCUCCGACCGGAGAAAUUUUGGGAGUUAAGACAACAGAAUUAGUUCCAGAGUCACCAGAAAGACUGCCUGAAAAUGGGAAUGCUGCAUCUGAUGGAAUGAAACCACCCUUGGAAACCUUAAAUCCUUCUGAGGUUAUUGCAGGAUCACGUCCAAAACGGAAACCUAAGUCUCCUACUGACGCUUCAAAGGCUAUAGCAAAGAAGCCUAAAGUGGCUACACCUCGUAGAUCUGGACGUCUUCAAAGUGCUGUUGUACCUGCUAGAAACAAGGACCUAGCACCCAUAUCUCAAGACUUAACUGCACAGGCCGUUGAAGAAGAAGUUUUGCCCCGAGCUCCUGAGGAGACACGACUACCAGAACUGAGCAUACGUGAAAAGAACCUGGAAGAAAAGGUCAUCUCUCUGUCUGAAGCAGUGGAAGAAUUGAAGACUUGCAUUGAAGUGCUUAAGUUGAAGUUCAAAAAGAUGGAGGAAGCUUGGGGCAGGACACCGGGGGUUGGAACAAGCACUAAUGGCUUGCACGAGGAAUGCCAGAAGAAGAUUGAAGCCCUGAUGAAUGAGAAUCGCGAACUUACUGGAAAGCUGGGCAAUGCCCAUAUGAUGUAUUCAAAGGGGAACUGUCUAUUCAGUGAACUCAUGGAGAAAGUGAAGGACAUAAUGCUACUCUUCGGUCUCAAAGCUGCUGAGAUGGCUCCUCCAGCUCCAAAUGCAACCGAUUCCACCCGAGGCAGAGGGCUCGUGGAUGGCAUGAACUAGCAAGAUUAGGCCAAGAUUCCCUAUUGUAUAAUACUCGAAUACUUUUUGCAACUUGACAUUCGGUGCUAGCUUAUGUUGUGCCAAACAGUAGCUUUUAGCGGUGAAGUUACUAAAUCUAGGUCUUUCAGACCGUCUAGCCACUAAGUUUGACACAUUAAAUGAGCUUCUUGUAGCUAUUGACUAUCGUUUCUUUUAUGCUGCACACCAUGCAAUAACCAGUAAUUCUUGUUCGCUGCUUGCUAA